AUGAUGAGUAGCCAUGAGGUAAACGUCGCUGCUGCGGUGGCGGCCGUGGUGCACUUCACCACCCACCGCGACACCGCUUCGAACCAGGAGCUGAUGCACGCCAUUGAUCACUCCCUGGACGCUGGUGGUACACCGGCAGCUUACACGCUUGCCCCGCAGUUGCUGCAGUGGGCACUGGGGGAUGCCGCAGCUCGCGCGUCCCCUGCGAUUAUCAUCUUUGUGAGCGUUCUAAAUCGGCACUUCUGUGUGCAAGUGAUACUGGAGCGCCUUGCACAGCCCCUGGAUCGCCGCCCUGUGAAGUUGGAGGAGUUGCUGCAGCUCUACGUGGUGGCCCUUCGCAGUUUAUCUAUGGAGGCUGCGCGUCGGCAGCUCACGCAGUGUGUGGCCUGCUUGCUCAUCUUGCUCGAGGAUCAUUUGAUCGAACGACUGCACGCUUGGAUACGCGGUGGCGAUGCCACGUCCGCAGAUGAGUGCCGCAUGGCCCUGCAUAUCUUCGUCGCUGUUGUUGACCUCUUAGCAGAUCGCCGUGUAGCAAUCGGCUCUGUGCGACGUGCCACGCAGCGCCGUCAGUUGCAGGAGCACCUGGCCAUUGCACUAGAGUCUCCCCUGACGGACGAGGCAGACUUACCCCUGCUGGUGCGUGUCACCGACGCUGCAGUGCGAUUUCUGUCGGAAGCGAUGUACGGUGAGCCGCAGGAGGUCGCGGCAACGUUUUGGGAGGCGCUGCCCACGAGCACUGUUUGGCAGUACUGCCUGCGCUGCCUUGGUGCCGCUGUCGCCGAGUCGUCACCACCAGCGAGGUGUCCGGAGGAGGUGUUGAGCGUGGUGUGCAGCGUCUUGCGCUGCCAGACUAUUGUCAACACAGCCGCCGAGGCUCUCCUGUCAAGUGCGCUGACGUUGGUGGUACAGCCCAUCUCGCCCUCAUCCGCCACCACAAUGGACUGGGAGACGAUCAGUCGGGUCAUCGCCGCGGCACUGGAGGCGUCCACAAUGGCCAUUGUCACUCAGCAGCCAAGUGACGUGCCCCUAUUUCGGCUUUUCUCUUCUGCAGCCGACCGACUGGCGCAGCUGCUGCAGGCGCCGGCGGCCCCAACGCCUGCUGUGUGCCACGUAUGUGAGGGCAUCAGUGCCUUGACCCAGGCACUGAUGCCCGCGCCGCUUCCCGAGAUGGACCCCGACGAUUACCCAGAUGACUUUGCGGAGUUUGUGGAAGAGACGCACGCGGCCAACGCAGAGAAGUUAGCUGCCGUUGUCCAACUAAGGCCAUUUCUGCAUGGUUGCAUGAGAGCACUUGCGACUCGCCUCACGCACAGCGGGUUUGCGCAGGAGGAGUGGAGGAGCAUCGCGGCGUACGUGGCGCGACAGGUCACUGACAGUAAUGCCGAGGACUACGAAGCUGCCCACGACGACGUCCAACUCGCCGUCUUCACAACGUACGAGCGUCUGACGGCUCUCCUCGGCACGCUGGGGGCUGAGGAGAUCAAAGCAGCGGCCCCUGAGUUGGGCCAGCAGCUCGUGUUGGUCAUGGGGAACUCGAGCUUAGUUCUCAAUUGGCUGGACUCGACUCGUCCUGCCGAUCUGCUGGUUCAGUCCGCUUUGCUCCCGUGCUGCGUGGCGCGGCAUGUGUCUUCGACUUCUGGUGCAGAGUGGGUGAUGGAGUGUGCCGCUGUGCGUGUGAUGGACCUACUGAUGCAUGCACUCGCCACAUACCAGGAGAAUGGCGAGCAUUGCAUUAGUGACUGUGCUACCGCUGUUAUUGAUGUGGCGAGAGCGACUGCGGCGGUGGUGUUGGCCAUUACGGGGCGUCUCGGGCCGGACGGCGUGGCGCGCUUGCGCGACCGCAGCACGCCGUUGGUGUCAACACUGUGGCAGUGUGUUGUCUCGGCUGCUGGUGGGCCACCUUCAGCGUCAACACAACGCAUUGCCACAGAUGAACUAGCGAAGCUGCUCGAGGCUAAACUGGCUGCUCUGCCUGACAGUGCUGUGGAGCUCCUUAAGCACCAAGACGCGUACACGCAGACGGUUCUUUUCGCCACUGGUGGUGUAUCCACCCCAAGCCUGAACACCCUCGAGGCGCUCGCACACAUGCUGCAUUGCGUAGCUCAACUCUCUGCGGAGGAAGCUGAGGCGGUCGAGACCUGGGUGUGCUACGGUGUUGUGGAGCGCACGCGGCGCAACUGCGAAGCAGGGGAAUGGGCAGGUGAGGCACUCGUGACGCUCUUGGACUCCUGGAAUGCUCAGCAUCCCCAUCUACUCGUGCACUUUUUGUCUUUGGCGGUUGCGGUCCCAGCCGAGAUGCAGUCUUCUCUGCUGCUGGCUGGUAUUGCUCGCUUCUUUUCUCUGCCGCACAGCCAGGACACAUCGACGCGCGACCUGGCCGCUGCUUUGGAGGUACGCUUUGUACACCCGAUCGCCGCAUCACCUGCUACCGCGCCGUCUCUACACGCCCUCGUGUUGUGGCUGUUGCAGCCGCACGCCUCUUUCACUGCUUCCGAUGGAGCACGACGUGUGCGUACCCUAGCUGAAUGUGGGCGGGCGCUUUGCGAAGGUGGCCAUGUGCCGGCACUCAGCCUGACUGAGACGCUUGUCACCUGCGUCGCUCGCUGGCAGGAGCACAAGUUUGCCUCGUCGCUCGGCUGCGGAGAGGCGGAUGAGGCCUGUGAGGACAACGGCACUAACUGCGACGCUCAGCUAAACCAGAAAGUCUUGGAGCAACUGGCAAUGUGGAGUCGCUGCGUCAGUGUCGUGUCAGAGCUCUCCGCAAGCGCGCCACCGUGGCUGACGCGACUGCAGUCCGCUCACGACGACUACGAGCGGAUGGAGGUGCUGAAAAACCUGUGA
Messenger RNA from Leishmania braziliensis MHOM/BR/75/M2904, 2841 nucleotides. RefSeq lists its product as hypothetical. The record is from RefSeq and is a predicted model, not a curated record. The transcript has a single exon. Lineage: Eukaryota; Euglenozoa; Kinetoplastea; Trypanosomatida; Trypanosomatidae. Bases 1 to 2841 code for a protein of 946 amino acids.